UACGUAUGCAAUGUUUUUCCAUGUAAGUGAUAAAAAUUAUCACUAUGAGCGAAGGUAAAGACUAUUUUCAGCCAGUUAUAUUUCUUGAUCGUCUCAAAUUCUUCGUAAUUUUUGGAGUGCUAUGAACGAGCCAUCAGAAACAUUUUUUCCAGGCUUGCCAGACCACUGAAAAACAGACAGCAUGUUUCGUAUUGAAUCAUAUGUAACUUCGCUUAUUCUCAGUUAUGUAGACCGAUUCAUCAAAAAUUUCAGACGGCAAGAUGCUCAGGUCUCUCUAUGGGAAGGAGAUGGAAUUUUCCAUAAUUUGGAUUUGGAUUUGGAAGCACUUGAAAAGGAACUGCAAUCUCCUUUUACUUUCAUCAGUGGACAUAUUCAUGAAUUACUCAUUCAUGUCCCAUGGACAAGAAUUGGUUCUGAACCUGUGUCUGUCACCAUCAACACUAUUGAGUGCGUUGUGAAGCUAAAACCUCCUGGAUCUGAAGGGACACAAUCCCCAAGUAAAAGCAGAAAAUCUCAGAUAGAAGAUGAAGUCGCUCCACCUUCGUCCAUGUCUGCGUUCAUCAGUAAAAUUUUGUACAAUGUUAGCAUAACAUGCAAUAAUAUCAUUCUAAAAUAUGUCGAGGAAGAUAUUGUUUUCUCAAUGAAUGUCAAGACCCUGAGUAUGCUCAGCGUCAAUGGAAAUUGGGAGCCAGAGUUUUUGGAUAUGAAUCCAAUGCAACAGUUUUUACGGAAAUUGAUGACAGUAUCCGACAUCACUAUAUGCCUGGAUAAACGGAAUGCUUCUGGCCGGAUAGAAUCAUUUUUAGAGCCUUUACUUUAUCGUUGCUCAAUGACGAUUCGGUUGUGUCGUUUUCAGCCCAAUGCCAAAUCAAGGAAAACUAGUUUUUCAAGACUGGAUAUAUUUUGCAGUGCUUUGUCUUUUACUAUAAGUGAACCUCAGGUCACAAUGAUGAUGAGAUUAUUAAUUCUUGCAUUAUCUUUGCGACAAAAACCACCUCCAUCAGAUGCUCAAGAAUGUUUACCGGAUAACGAAAAUAAAAACUUACGAAGUGGCUCCAGCAUUGAUGAAGGGGUUUCUGAUGGAGAGCUACAAUCAUGGAGUGGUUGGUUGUGGAGUUGGGUGCCUCAAAUUCUACCUCAAAAUGAUAUGGACGAGUCCUCGCACUCACCACUUUUGGCUAAUUUUUCACACAGAUUACAUCUUGGUAUUUACAUCGAUUCUCUCAGCUGUGUCAUCAAGUUGGAAAAUAAUGAGACUAGUAAGUCAUCUAAACGGGUAUAUCAGCCAUGCCUACAAGUUUGGCUCAAUGGCAGUUUCUUCAACUUAAUCUCUGUAAAUACCAACUGGUCAAAUGCACAAUUUGGGGUCAGUCACAUUUCAAUCGAACCUGUUGGAGACUGCUGUUGCGGGUCAUCUGAAAUGAACCAGGUACCAUAUUUUUCAUCGGGCCGAAUCCAACAAGAUUUUUUGAAUGGAUCCUUGUUCAAAAAUUCCUCUGUUAUCCCUGAGGAUAUACCAAUAGAAUGGAAUGCGCAUUUAAGUCUUGUAACAGAAACUUCGCUUUUAGAACGUACACCUGCCCUUGCUGUCGACUAUCUGUUUGUAGUGGAAAACACCCAUGUCCUCGACAUCAAUGAAGAAGAGCACGAGAUCAACGAAGAAAAAGUGCUCACUCGGAUCAUUAUUGGACCGUUACUAAUUAGAUUGAACUCCGGUUUAAUUCAUAGGCUACAAAGAAUCCAUUUCAUUUCAACAUUAUAUGACUACCAACCUUACAGUUUUUUUGCUGCCAGGCAGGAUUCCAUGGGUAGUCAAAGUGCCUUACCAAAGUUAAAUGAAGAAGAAUUGCUGUGUGUACUAGGAGGUAAUAUCCCUCAGAAUGUUGUCCAGUUUACUGCUUUCAAUCCAGUCUUUGAAAUUUAUGCUGCUUCUCAUCCUCCAGUCUCCUCCGUCAGACAAAGAAAAAUAUCCAAAGUCCAGAAACGCGUUCUCCCCGGUUCUUCAGAUGUAGUCCCUCCCAGGUUUACAUUAGAGUGGCAGUGUCUGGAUGGUAAAAUGACAACCCCUCUCCGGUUGAAGCAAAUAGUCUACACUCUCCUUUCUUUACGGGAAAAGUUGCCAAAUUCACUGUUAAAUGCUCUUCAAACCUUCAUAUCAGUCAAGGUUUUAGGUCUUGGCUCUAGUUUGAUUGUGAAUCCAGGGAAAACACUGAAAAUUUUAGAGAUCAACAAUGUAUCGAUUAAUGUGAGACUCUCAGACAAGGAAUUAAUCGAAAACACAGAAGAAAUCUUAAAAGAUGUAAAAUUUGAAAUUGAGAGUAUCAUUCUUACCUGCUCAAAGGCUAGUGUUAUAGUUUAUUGCCAAAUUUUGACAUCCUUGAUGUUCAGUAAUCAUAAACAGAAACUUUAUCAAUGUCUAAAAUUAAUCCACGAUACCUCCUUGGUCACUGAUGUGCAAAUUUUACCAGGUGCUGUUUUAUUAGAUGUAAGUAUUUUUAAUGUCCAGACUGAGUUCAUUGAAACCAAUUUGUGUCACUGUGCUAAGUUCUCCGUCCAUAAACUGCAAGCUUUCAUUGAGAAGCUUGCUUCAGAUUGUAACACUUGCUACAAAGCUAUGAUUUUUGGCGCUCCCUUGGUGCCUGAAAACAACGAACCUAUCGUCGAAGUGGUCUUACAAGUCCCAAUCACUGAUGAACAACGAUAUGCCCCUAUCCUCUGUUUUGUCAUCCGACACAUGCAAAUGUCUGUUGAUCCUCUGUUGUAUGCAUGGUUAUUGUACCAACCAUCAACCACAGGUCUACCAUCCAAAAAGCCUGGACAAAAUUCUUCUAGUGGAUUAUUAACCAGAAAAGUUUCAGAAUCUAACUUGAGUGCUAGUCAAGCUUCCAAAGCAUCUAUUCCUCCAGCAACGCUCCAGCAAGAUAGUGCUCUGAGCAGCUCUGGCAGAGAUACAGCAACCCCUUCAAUCGUUACACAUUCCAAUAUUCUGAAACAGAGUGAUUCCACCUCCAAAAUGUCAUGGACUGAUACCAUUGUCUCCAAAUUCUCUGUUUGGAAAGGCAUUGUCAUAACUGGAGACGUAUCCCAAUUAAUAGUGUAUUUUCCCCGUACAACAUUUGAAGAUGUCCGCAGUGAUAAAUCUGAUCCUAUUAGCAUGGAGCAAAUCAUACAAUUAUACUUAAGCAAAACUUGUCCUCCAGAGUACAGUAAGGUAGCCCAUGGAGCCAAAAACCUUCCGGAUUUCAGUUGUUUGGAAGUUGUCAUUUUCAAGCUGCCAUCUAUCAGUUUGAGGUGCUGUAGUACAAAAACUUCAAUUAUGGAAUAUAUUCAUUCUUUACCAGUCAAACUACCGGAGACUUUAUGGACACCUGGGAAAUUAAACUUUCCAUGGAGUUUAGAAAUCGCUGACCUUCACUGCAUGACUUUCUCAAAUGGAAUCGAUACCAGCUUAUUGAAGCCUAUUUCAGCUUCAUGCACAGUUGGUAUUGCACCUCGUAGUGCCACAAAUGAUGAAUCACUAUCGUCUCUAGGUCUAAUCGUUCAUUGUGAUAUGUCUCCUGUGACUGUGUCAAUAUCUGAGUUACAGGUCAAAAUGCUAACUGAAUUAUUACUCGCAUCUCUGGCUGUGUAUAGAGUACUGUUCAAUUCAAAACUGACUGAUUCAUCGAGUCCUCUCAAUGAAGAUAUUCCUAUUCGAGAAACUACUGCCCCAGUAGUUGGUAGUGAAGAAUCAAGGAGCGCUUCUGCUGUAACAAAAGAUAUUUCUAGUAAACUGACUGUUGCGGUUGAUGAUUCCUCUCAAAAAGUGAAGUUAACAGCAUGGUUGCAGUUAGUAUUAGCUCGAUUUUCCCUAAUACUGUCGACAGUCCCUUCAUCUUCUUCAUCAGAAAACUUGAAACUUGUUCUUGAUAUCGAAGAUGUUAUCACUUCAAUGGAUAUUCAAAGCGUAUACUAUAAAGUAAAGCUGAAAGUAUCCAAUGCUUGUGUUCAGUAUCAUACAAGAGAAUCGGUAAAACAUCCAUGGAAACUAGGUAAAUUUUUAGGUCUGGUCAUGCGAAGUCAUAAUGCAGACUCAACGCCAGAAAUCCCCUCAGCCAUUCCUGCCAGCUCAGCCUCUGGACCUUUUGCUGAAGAUUCCACGAAUCUAAGUAGAUUCCUCGUCGCAACAUUAACCAUCGCAUCUUGCAACCACCUACAUUCCAAAAUCACAAAUGCCAAUUCUUCCAGCAUUUUCAGUGAGGUUAUCCCGCAUCAAUCACUUACUGACGAUAGAUUCAUAACAGAGUUGAUUUUAAAAAUUCAACCAAUUGACUUUAUUUUUUCGCCAAGUAUCAUGGGGAAAUUUUUGAACAUAAUUUUACCCUUGAUAAAUAUUAGCUUUGAUAAAAGUAUUCCGAUCUCUACUCCUCCGCCCACAGUUGAAGUGCAAUCUCAGGGACAGUCCUCGCUUGUGUACAAUUUGUUACGCUACAACUUUCCCAUGCUCUAUAUUGACAUGAUGAACAUAAGAUUGAUAGUACCGCAAAUGCUUUCGCAAUCAGACAAGAGUCACCAAGAUUGUUUUAUCUUUGAAUUGGAUAGUAUAACUGUUGCUCCACAGCCUGAUAAUCCACUUUGUCGAAAUCCGCUGAGAGCAGACCUCUACCACAUAGCGGAAAAACAUCACAUUUUACACACACCUGGUUCUUUGAUAGAAGACCGGCAAUACCAAAUUGAUAUCAAGAACAUUCGACUCAACACAGGAUUUUGGUCAGAGAUGGAGCAUCUUUUACGGAGCUAUCAGUCCUUUGACUCGAUCUCACCAAGGACAGUAUCCCAGCCUAAUCCUGCUGUACUAUGGAACCAAGGUCAAAAUCCAGAUAAUUCAACAACCAGCAACCUCACUCUUCAAACAAUUGUGGAAUCAUUCAACAUAACCAUCAAUGUAGCUCCUCCAAUGUUUUUCUUCAGUUCACCUGUGCCAAUUUUGGUCUGCGGAAGUUCUGCAGAGAUCAACGUUUUAUCAGAGAUAAAACUAUUUCUUUCAAUGAAUCAGCUAAAGCUCAUUUCUAGCCUGCAAGAUGAAAUAUCAGCUUGUAUCGUUUCCAGAAUGAAGUCAUCGACAAGCACAGUUUCUUAUCCUCGUCUAUUGAAAUCUCCAAUUCCUGGUCCGUCUGUCAGAAAAGAUAGUGGCCUUGAAUCUAUCGAUGGAGAUUCAGGCGUAUGUAGCUUGAAAAACGUCGACAAAAGUGAUGCCAACACAGGAACAAAAGUUCUGUAUACCAUCCAUGAAGCUCUGUCAAUUAUUCAGUGCCAAUCAGUAUUUAGUGACUCCUCGCCAAUAUCUAGCGGAGGAUUCUCCAAACGAACUAAACUGAAUUACAUUCCUGUCGAAAUCCUUUUGACAGCAAAAGUUUUAAGUUUAAGCUUAUUCAAAGAGUGUAAAAGUAAGAGUGCAUCCACUGAGGCGGCUGAAAUUCAGCCUAUUUUUUUCAUCGGUGCCGUCGAGCCUCAUUGUUUUAUCAAGUAUUAUUCUGAUUCUUACUUUUGUCAAGCGUCUGUUUUUGACUUCAGUGUUUUAUUUGCUAGGCCAAAUUACACAGCAAAUAGAUUGUUACCAAAUGAGGUUGAUUUUCCUGUGAAAUUUUUGGAAACAGCUGAAGGUCAACGGUGUAUAAAUGGAGUUUCACCAUCGUUUUUCACCUCAAAAUACUCUCAACAUCAUUCCAAACAACCCAAAAUUGAGAUCGAGCUUGGAAGGCCCAUUAGAUUGAAUUUAAGCACAGCUAUCAUUAAGCAUAUCCAACGCAUUUUCGAGUCUCUGAAGGUGAAUGAUUAUAGUGCAUAUUCAUCGGCCACAGAACCAACCUCUUGUGAUGGCUCCAGCAAUAGCAAAACUAUAGAUUUAUCUUCUGAUCGCCAAGAAUCAAGUCUUCGGACAAAAACAAACAAUUUCAGCAGUAUUUCAGUCAACACACAGCAAUUAACAUUCGCUUUGUAUGGACCUCAGCGCAAGAAAAUCAUUCUCAGCAUCGAGAAAAUCGGAAGUUUAUUGAAAAUAAUAAGUUUAUUGAAUCACUCUGUUGAUCGAAUACAUUUUACUCUAAAUUUGGGCAGUGUAAUUGUAACUAUUUCAAAGUCGGGGCAGGCAAAUGAGGUUCUUCUGAAUCCAUGGAGUUCUCUGUUCACCCUAACUUUAUCUUGGGAGCCCUGGUUUCACUCCUGCUCUAAACCUCUGACACAAAUUACUGUGGAAUCUGACAUUUUAGCAGUAAAUUUUUGCCUUGACCGAAUUAGGAAUGCGCAAUACGUAUUAUCAGAGUAUGUACAACUUUGGGAGCAGUAUGUACAAUUGUCCAAAUCUAACUCUGGUUCGAAAGAAGAUUAUUGUGAACAAAGCUCAGAAAAAAAUCAGAGCACUGAAGAAGAACAACAUUAUAAAGACGAUUUACGUGCCGGAGCUUUCCAAUACAUAGAUCAAGUAUCCGAGCUGCCAUCUGCCUAUCAAGUUGUCUUUGACAAAAAAGGUAUCCAUGGAGCCCCAUCUAUGUCAUGGCGGUAUCCACAACCUCGUUGUAUCACAAAACUUGAAGUUUCACCCGUGCCUUUCACCAAUCUGCAAGAAAAGCUCUCAUCCAAUUCAAGCAAAGACGUAGAUUGUGCUCUGGAGUAUUAUAGUGAUGUUCAUGGCCAGUUUAUCGAGUACACAUUGUUCUCAUUGUCCGAAAGCAAAACUCAGCGCGUCCACUUGCCAAUGAUAGAACCUCUCCCGGUAAUAGCUUCUUGUUGGAGGAUAAAGCUCGUGUCACCAGAUAGUGGAAACAACCAUCUGAUUGAUGUCCGGUGUUUGGCCGGAAUAAUUCGCAUAGACUCCUAUUACUCUCCAGCAUUUCUUCCACGAGUUCAAGCUUCACUAUGUGUGAGUUCCAUUCAGAUUGAAUUUUGGAACACAAUGCGAAAAACUUUCAAAAUGCCACAACCGCUCAAUCGCUACACUCUUGAUGAGGUCGUGCCUGGUGAUCACUGUUUUGCCAAAUUAUCCUUUGAGCAGAGUAAAUUUGGCUUCAUGUUUUGGGAAAACAUAAUGACCGGUGAAAUAGUUGCAGCUCGGCCACGCCUUGACGUAUUGAAUUAUGCUUCCCUUUGCAUGCAGUGUGUUGUUGAACCGUUUCUUCUUCGUGCCUCUAGCUACUUUUUCAAAGAACGUGGGAAUAAUCCUCAUUUGUCCAUUGUCACCAAUCAUAUGAAUGUAUGGAUCGGACCAGGAAUCCUUCAGUCACUGAACAUUGCCCAUCAGUUGUAUUACCAAAACCAAAGUGAUGAUGAAGAUCAAGUACAGGUUUUGUUCACACCAUUUGCUGUUUGCAACAACACAAAUGAAGCAAUCAAAUUCGGUCAAGUGGGAACUAGCGAAGUAAUUAUUCUGCAACCGCUGCAAGUACACAUGUACUCUUGGCGAUCUGCAAAAAGCAGACCGUUUUUAAAAUUCACUCUUGCUUCUUCAAAUUGGUUGUGGAGUAAUCCUGUUUCCGUCAUCGAAUACAAGUGCUCUUUUGAGACCGUCUUAUCAGAGGAAGGUGAGUCAGUUGUGAUAGUCAUCGGCGUGAAAGAUAUCUCGCCUACUUUAACGCAAGUUAGCAUUGAUGGGCAACUACAGCUAUGCAAUUUAACAGGACGUGUAUUGGAAUGUGCCGUGGUCUCUAGAAAAGAUGGUACUUGCAUUGAUAACCGCUUGAUGGCGUUGUCGCCAGGUGUCACUCCACCCUCAAUUUUACAACGUACUUGUGCAGAAUCUUGCAUUCGUCUAAGUUUUCCGUCAGUAUCUAACCCUGGAUCGUCUGGCUGGUCAGGGCUUGUCCCAAUUCACCCUCAAGCAGGCUUGCAGAAAAGUCAUUGGCUUGUUAAAGUGCCUUUUAAAACAAGAACCCAAUAUCGUAGCAUUUGGUGUCGUGCGAUAUGGGACGCUGUCAAAAUAAAUGAAACUAUGUUCCAUAGAACACUGGUGAUUUUAAUGCCUUUAGUCUCAAUUAAAUCUAUUCUACCAUGCAAAGCCACUGUUGAAAUCGAAACUCCGCAGCACGAUUCAGUCUCUGCAACUGUUGUGGGUCGCAACAUAGAGCAUGAAUUAGAUUGUCCAGGGACAACACAUGACACCCACAAUUUAUCUUUCCGUCUCGAAGGCAGUCUCCCGGCCUUCAGCCCCAAGGUGGCAGUAUCGUACAACUCACCGGAAGGAGGAGUUUCCCCAGAACCAUCCGCUCUACCUCCAUUUGAUGAUCUUCUGUCAGAAUUAUGUCUCGCCAAAACGGAUGGCACCAGUUCAGAAUGGCCAUUCAUCGGUCCUGAGUACAAUAAUUUCCACUGGGUGCAGUCUGAUCAACCAGACACAAUAACUCACAUAAAAACCAAAUGCAAAUCAGACAAGUAUUUCUGCAAUUCGCUCCUGGUUGAGCUAAAACCAUGGGCCCUCCUGGUGAAUACCUCCGGUUAUGAGAUCUCAAUAAAAUGUAGCAAUGAAACUGUCUGCUCUCUUGUAGAUCGAAGCGUCAUUGCCCCACCCUUCAUAGAGAGCACUUUUCAGUUGUGCAUUGAUUUUCAUUCGAAAAACUUCCGUUCCUCCUCAUUACAACUUUCUUCCGAUCAGUCGUUUUACAUUCCAAGGAUUUCCGGUCUUAUUCCUUUAUCUGGCAGCGUCUCAGUUACUAUCGAUUGCGACUCUUUUGUGUCACUGGUUACCAUCACCUCUAGUCAAACCGAAGAUGUGCGAAUUCUUCAUUUGAAAUCCUCCUACAUAAUCUCUAAUAAUAGUUCCUGUAAUGUUACAAUUGUACCAGUUAUUGUCAGAAGUAAAUGCAAAGCCUUUAGAUUCCCGGUGUCCACUGAUGUGCCCGAAAGUGCAGUGCAUCUACCUGCCGAAGUUGAAGUAAACCAAAGAGCAAGACCAUUGACUUUUUGGGCAAAGAUUAAGGCGGAUGGGAAAAAAGAAAAUACAGUGGAACUGUACCUAAUCGUUCAUAUCAAUGAUAAGAUCAGUUGUCCUAUUUUGGUUUCUUCCAUAGUGGACAAACAGAUUUUGCCUGUCAUUUUCUCUUCCGAGGAUGGCAAUGAAGAACCCGUGUCUGUUAGCAUAACUGCCCAUACCAAAGAUAAUCAAACUUUUUUCAGUAUCUGGGACCAACCAUAUCCAGACAUCGUCAUCUAUAAUAACACCAAACUCUCUCUGUUAUUUACCCGAAUGGCCGAACAGAAACAACCAGUCCAUGAGACUUCUGAUUGGCAGUGGACUUUGGUCAUCGCUUCCAACACAGCCGUAAAUUAUUAUUUCCCAAGUGGAACUUCGAGUUUCUUUGCUUUAGCUUUAAACGACAGAUCAUCCCCUGUGGAGUGGUCCGAGUGUGUUCACCUUUCACCAUGCAUCAGCCGGUUGAUCUCUUUACCGAAUCAUAAGCAUGAAAUUAAGCUCACAAUACUGAAAAGUGCCUACAUGAUGAAGAUUUUUAUCGAAUCAGCAUCCCAGAGUGAAAUAUCGGCGCAAGACAUAAGACUUCGAUUGGUGCAAUCUAAAAAUGUUGAUCGCUGUUCUAAGGAAUUGCAGUAUCAAGACAGAAUACCUCAACAUGAGCCUCAUAAAAAGGAUUAUUCAGGGGUCAUUGCUGAGGAGCGGUUAGAUUCCCCCUCAAAAUCUCUGGCCCCUUUCAAAAAAUCUGAUGAAGAUUUGCUAAUCUCAUGCCAAAGCGAUGAUGCACUCUCAAGGAGGCUGGAAUUAUCAGAGGCAAUGAGUGCUGUUGAGGAUCAAUUACUUUGUGACCUGGGAGUCGGCCAAUCUAGUCCUUCAGUUGACUAUGAGCCUCUGCCGAUGACCCCAAAAGACACAACCUUUAAUCUCCAUUUGUCUCAAAGAGUAUCAGAGGAAGAAACAACAGAGAGUUCAGUUAGUGCCCAUGUCGUCACUGUGAUGAAGAAGCAGAAGAAUUUAGAGGAUCAAGUAUUGAAAAGCUCUCUUUCAACGGGAUCUGCAAAUCUAAAUGUGACCUGUUUCAUGGCUGGUCUUACAGUGACUUUUAUCAAAGAUGAUUUUAUUUGUUCAGAAAAAGAGGUUGCAGCCUUAAGUUUUGAUCAUUUAUGCUUUCUCAUUCUUCCUCUCUCAGUAGCUGAAGGGAAAUCCAAUGAACUACAUGUGAAUUUGUCCUUCGGGGGCAUGCAAGUAGACAAUCAAGAAUUCAGUCAAGGAGGCUAUGAUUUUCCUGUUGUGAUAGUAAAAGCAAUGAACGAUAAAGAAGAGAUCAUAUCCCCAACAGAUAUUGCCAAGCAACCUGCGCAGUGGCUAGUUGAAGAAGCUCGUAUGAAAGGGCAGAUAGCAAUUUUUGUAAAUUCUGUAGUAGAUGUAACAACAUACAAGACUUGGGUUGUAGAGGAUGUCAGCGUCAACAUAUCAUCUUUCCAAGCGUAUAUUGAAGAUACCUAUUUUCUGUUUCUAAAGAAAUAUCUCCUUUCAUUAACUAAGUGGACCUCAAAUAACACUUAUAAUAACCCCAGGAAAUCGACCUAUGCGCCAGUUUUUUGGUCACAGGAAAAACACCUGAGAAAAAGGGACCGCGAAAAUGAUGAAAACCUAAAAAAAUCAUCUGCACGUAAGUCUAAUGGAAAUGUUGCAGUAUCAACGUUUGAAAAUGCAGAUAAAGUUUCAGAAAUAUCCUACAAUGUGUCAUCAAACGGAAGCAACGUGGAUUUAGAACAACCAAAAGAGAACCCAUCAACCUCUAAGCCUGCAAUAUCUGGUAGCCAUCAUCAACCUGUUGAGAGUUUAGAUGAAAUAAUUUUUAAUUUUGACACCAUUGAUAAUGUGGAGCAAUUAACCAAUGAAAACAAGAGUGCAGUGCAAGAAUUCCUAGUAAGGCAAAGGGCAAGUCUGGAUGGAAUACCUGUCCCAGAGAGCUUUUACCUCCUCUCUAGGGAAAUAGCAAUGCCAUUAAGAUUAAGGAGCUUAAAAAUAUCACCAGUAAAUAUUUUAGUGAGUGUCCAUACAUCCACUAAGUUUUACAUCGCCUUAGAUCAUUCCCCUUUAAGUUUUUCUGAGUUCAAGAGAUUCAACCUUGUUACAUCACAUUUUCGGCUAGGUAGUGCCAUCAGUCUACACUACUUCCUGAACGCAAUUUAUGGAACAGGUUGGGCUUUGGGAGCAUUGGAGUUGUGGGGUGCUCCAGGCGGUCUCGCUAGAAGUGUUGGGGCUGGAGUGCGCGAUCUCAUUACAUUACCCAUUACAGGAUCCAUCGAACAAGGUGCCAGAGGUUUCCUAGUUGGUGUUGCGCAUGGUUGUGCAUCCCUCAUGAAGCAUGUCACUGCAGGAACCCUAUCAUCAGUUACAAAAUUUGCUGCCAGUUGGGCUCGGACAUUAGAUCGGCUAACCCUGGAACCGGAAGAUCUAAGACAUGCAGAAGCACUGCGUAGAUCAAGACCACAGGGUGUGACUGAGGGAUUAGUUCAAGGACUAACAGAAUUCGGUAUAAGUUUACUAGGUGCUAUUGGUGGUUUGGCUCAUCAUCCUUUACAGUACGCGAUCAGAGACAAUCCUGAACGUAGUUUAGUCAAUAGUAUUGGACUAGGUCUAGUGGGUGUUAUCACAAGGCCUCUUAGUGGUGCUGCUGAGCUAGUUGCCCUCACUGGUGAAGGUUUACUGUCUGGAGUUGGCUGGAAUCAAACUCCCAAGGCAAAGCAACAAGCCAUAACACAGAAUCGAAUAAUUUGCACUAACUCAAGUUUAAAGUAUCAGUGGCAGUUGUUAAACAUGUUUGAAGAGCUUCUCUACUCUGCUGAGGUAACCCACCAAAUGGACACGAACACCUACAAGCAUGUUAUGCUCGUUCUGACCAAAGAAUCCUUGUACAUUUUCGACUGUGAAAAUGAUGAACAACUUAAGAAAAUUUCUCUGGAAGAACUUUUUGAAACUCAAAAUGAAAACGAUCCGACAUUGAUCACCUUCCGCAUCAAAAGUCAUGAGAAACAGCUUGAAGAAAUGAAUCAAGCCAGAGUACUGGAAUUUGUUCGUGAUAGUCAAAGACUGGCAGGUCAACAGUCUUCCACUUCCCCUCUGAUAGAGUGCUCCGGUGAAGAAACCGUCAGUUUUUUUAUUAAUCCUCAAAGUCGGAAUCAUUUCAUCGUAUUUUUCAACUUAGCGAAACGUCACAGUCAAAACAGAGGAUUUCCUUUGUUCUAGGUUAAAUAUUGAUUUUUAAAUUGUUUUUUAUCGUUGAAUGUGAUUAUUCAACUAUGUUUUGUGAUUCCUUUUGUCUGUAAAAAUGAGUUGACAAUAAACUAGUUUUCUAUUUAAA
This is a messenger RNA of Bemisia tabaci, 12308 nucleotides long. RefSeq names its product vacuolar protein sorting 13B (gene Vps13B). The record is from RefSeq and is a predicted model, not a curated record. NCBI's taxonomy places the organism in Eukaryota, Metazoa, Arthropoda, Insecta, Hemiptera, Aleyrodidae.